Budorcas taxicolor (takin) is the source of this 633-nucleotide messenger RNA. Its product is annotated as phospholipase A2 inhibitor and Ly6/PLAUR domain-containing protein-like. The record is from RefSeq and is a predicted model, not a curated record. Lineage: Eukaryota; Metazoa; Chordata; Mammalia; Artiodactyla; Bovidae. The transcript is spliced from 5 exons. The coding region runs from base 1 to 633 and encodes 210 amino acids. Gene Ontology annotation, cellular component: extracellular region. Gene Ontology annotation, molecular function: phospholipase inhibitor activity.
AUGAAGCCUUCCACAAAACCUGAGCCUUUCCUGCUAGCUUCCACGCUGCUCUGCACCCUCCUGGGUCUGGGGUACCCACUAAGCUGUGAGAUGUGUAUCAGGAAUGGAGCCAUAUGCAUUGGAGAAAUGAAGGCUUGCGCCCUAGACGAGGACACCUGCGUCGUCAUCAUGACUGAGACUAACAAUAAGGGCUCCGUGGACGUGACCAGCUACAAGGGGUGCUCGAAAUCCAGCAAGUGUGACCCGGCGUUCCUCUCCAUCACCGUGGCUCCAGAGAACUACAUGGGGUCCGACACGCACUGCUGCCAGAGCAAUGGCUGCAACAAGGACCCCCUGCCCGCGUUCAGGAGAAAUCUGACAAAGAAUGGCCUUCGGUGUCCUUCCUGCUUCACCUUCCUCAAGGAAACAUGCACCCCGACUGACGAAACGCUCUGUUUUGGUGAAGAAACCCGCUGUGUCACCGUGACUGGCCUCAUGCACCCUGCAGGUGUCAAAUUUGCUUCCCGGGGAUGUGCUACGGAGAACGCCUGCCACAUCAAGCCUGGGACCCUGGUGCCCUCAGGCUCUCAUUUGUUGACCAUCAAGAAGAUCAGCUGUCUUCCAAGCCCCCAGGCUUCUGGCAAAGCUGAGUGA